Messenger RNA from Neltuma alba, 4192 nucleotides. RefSeq names its product synaptonemal complex protein 1-like. The record is from RefSeq and is a predicted model, not a curated record. The transcript is spliced from 8 exons. Bases 138 to 3896 code for a protein of 1252 amino acids. Lineage: Eukaryota; Viridiplantae; Streptophyta; Magnoliopsida; Fabales; Fabaceae.
UUGGUAAUGUUGGUUGUGGAGACGAUGAAGGUGGCGCUGGUGCUGGUUAUUAUGCUUAUGUUGAAUUGUAGCGAUUUUGAUUGAUGAAGAACCAUAAUACAAGCCAGGAGUGAGAGGGACGGAGAGAAACAGAGGAAAUGUUUAGGCUGCACAAGAACAGGCUUUCUAAAUCAGAAGACAAGCUUGAAUUCAAGUUCUCGCAUUUCAAGGCCCUCGAGGUACCCAAGGGCUGGGACAAGCUGUUCAUUUCUAUUAUCUCCAGAGAAAAUGGUAAAACAGUUGCAAAGUCGGGCAAAGCAAUCGUUCGCAAUGGAAGUUGUCAAUGGACAGAUACCAUUUCACAUUCUAUAUCGGUUUCACGGGAUGAUUCUUCGAAGGAGAUUGAAGAUUGUCUUCUCAAACUCCUUGUUUCCACGGGAUCAUCAAGAUCCAGCAUUCUUGGAGAGGCUACAGUUGAUAUGGCCAGCUAUUUGAGUUCAACUGAGGCUAUUCCGCUUUCAAUUCCGCUGAACAAGUGCAAUCAUGGGACAUUUUUACAUGUUACUGUUCAGUGCCUCACGCCUAGAACAAAAUUCAGGGAUCAGGAAUCAAGACAGACAAAUUCCCAUAUCAACGAUCAGAAUGCAAAGAAUCAUAAUGUGGCCGUCAAGUCAAAUGUAUCUGAUUGUUCAUAUGUAGAGAGCUCUGAAUCUUCCUCUAUAAAAGCUUUGGACUCUACCUCAUCCCUUGGAGAACUUGAGAGUAGGGAAACAAAUUUCUCUGGUUCUGGUUCGCAUUGCAGCUAUAACUCGACAGAGGGAUCUAUAGGAAGGGGAAACUUCUCCCCUAGUAUUGAUUCAAGGGAUGAUGAACAGAGCCUAGGUGGAAGACAAGAUUCAACCGGUUCCCUUAAAAGUGUAUCUGACUGCAAUUAUCGUGCUCAUAAUUUCUCUCAAUCAAAUCAUUCAUCAUCAAAUUCCCAGAUGACAAAGUUAGGGAAUUUGUCUUCUACGCAAGUGGUUGGAGCAUCAUCUAUGAGUAUGACUACUUCUAAUAGUCGUCAGGAAGGUGCUGAAGAGUCAACUGAAGAGCUUCGAGCAGAAGCUAAGAUGUGGGAGAUGAAUGCUCGGAAGCUGAUGGUUGAUUUGGAAACGUUGAGGACUGAAUUUUCUGAUCAGUCCAAAAACCUGGCGAACAUGGGAAGGGAGCUUUCAGCAGCACACGCAGAACGGGAUAAUUUGGAAACUGAAAUUGAGAAACUGAAAUUGUCCUUGGAACAUGCAUUAGCGAAUCAGAAAGCAUUUGAAGUUUCAAAUUGUCAAGGUGAAUAUAUUCCAGAAAAUGAAAGGGCACUAAAGAAUGAAUUGGAGUUUCAGAAAGAGUCCAACGCCAACUUGUCUUUACAACUGGAAAAGAGCCAAGAAGCAAACAUUCACCUGGUUUCUAUUCUUCAGGAACUGGAAGGGACCAUAGAACAGCAGAAAGUGGAGAUAGAAAACCUCUCAGCAUUACCUUCAAAAUUCAGUGAUGUAGAGAACGCUUUCCAACAAAGCAUAGAAGGAAACAGGAGCCUGAGGCUUCAGUUAGAACAAAUGGAGGAGUCAAAGAAUGACCUCCUGAUCAAGGUACAGCAGCUGGAACUGGUGUUGGAGGAAAAACGACAUGACAUAGAAACUGCAAAAUGUCCAGAUCACAAAAUCUUCUCAGAUAUGAAAGAGGAAUAUGAAAGAAAAUUAUCUGCUAAAGAGGAAGAAAUUUUAUGUUUGAAAACAAAGUCGCUUAAGUCUCUACCGGACAGAUUUAAUGCAGAGACCGAAUCCAGAAAUGCGGAUGAUGCAGAUCUUAGAAGAGAAAUUGAAAUAUUGAAAGAGAAACUGCAGGAGCUUGAGGCAGACUGCAAUGAGCUUACAAAUGAAAACCUUGACCUCAUAUUCAAGCUUAAAGAAGCACAGAAAGAAUUGCGAAAAGGAGGUACAUCUGAAGAUUUUUCUCCUAAGAAGCUCUUAGAUCAAUGUUUUAUUAGCUCUGAGCCAGAUGUCAAUAACAAAGUAUUUCCGAUGCUCCAUUUAGAAGAUGUCUCACAGGAGAAAGUCAUUGGACAGGUUGAUAAUUCAACUGAAGAAUUGGAGAGUUUGAAAAUAGUUCUGGAAGCAAGAAUCACAGAAUUGAAUAAGAAAGCAAUAGAUAAAGCUUCUGAAAUAGAAAAUCUUGAGGCUAACUUGUCAUCUAAGGAAAAGGAAAUUGGAGUCCUGCAGAAGUGCCAGAGUGAAUUGGAAGCUAAGGUUUGUCAUCUUCAAGAUGACAAAAGUCAACUAGAGGAACACGUGGAGUUCAUGCUAAAAGAAAGAGAUCUCAUCUUUAAAUGCUUGUAUCAUUUACAAAGUGAUCUGGCAACUCUUAGUGGGGGCAUAGACUCCCAUAUUUCUACCAAAGAGAUUUUUGAAAAAGAGCCAGCAGAGCUAGAAAAUGGAAAACAUGAACUGGAGCUCAACACAUCAGAGAUAGAACAAGUAAAAGAACAACUGUCACUGUACGUGUCCGUUUUAGAAGCUCAAUUGAGAGAUUUGAAAAAUGAUCGAGAGUCCAUUCUGUCAGAACUAAGGAGCUCUAGAUCUCAUGCAGCAACGCUUCAAGGGAAGAUUAUGAAGAUAAAGUCAGAGAUGGAUUUUUCAAAAGAAGACAUGACACGAAGAUUAAAGGAGAUACAAUUUCAGUGGUCAGAAGCUCACCGAGAGUGUGAAUAUCUUAGAAGAGAGAAUCAGCGGUUACAAGCAGAAAUCGAGAAUCUUUCCAAAGAAUGCAGUUCUCUGCGGAAAUCUAAUGGAGAUUUGGAAGGGCAAGAGCUGGAGUUCAAGGAGCAUUUUUCCAUCAUGGGAAUCAGAUUGAGGCAAUCAGACCAAAGAUUUGCAGAAUGUUUGGAAAGAGUUGAGCUCUUAGAAAAGAAAUUUACUGUGUUGUUGGAAGAUAGCACAUCAACCGAGAAGAGUAUUACUUCAGAAUUAGAUGUGCUUCUUGGGGAAAGUGGAAUUCAUAGGGAGAAGGAGCAAAGCUUGUUGAAUCAAUUGCAUAUGGAGACGACUGUAGAAAUUCGGAACCUUCAACAAGAAAUUGAGCAUCUGAGCAUGAAACUUUCAGCAAUGCAUGACGAAAAAGAGGGAAUAGUUUCCAACGCUUUGCUUGAAAUAUCUGCAUUACAUGCCGGGAAAGCCAAACUGGAAUCUGAUUUAGAGGAAGUUCAAUCUAAAGUACUUUCAUCUAAGAACGAGGCUAAUCUUAUGCAGAAAGAAUAUGCAAGAAGGCUGCAAGACCUAACAACUGAGCUUGGUGCUUCCAAAAUUAACCAGGAAAUGCUGAUGUCUGACCAUGAAGAGCUUUUGAAGCUUGUGGAGGAUUACAAGUCAAGAGAACUAAAAGUCAAAAGCACCAUGGAUACCCUUGAAUUGAAGCUUAAAGUCGCUGAAUGUGAGAGACAACAACUCUUGGAGGAGACUAAAAAUUUAAGGAUCGAAUUGCAGCAGAUAGAUCAAUUUAAAAAUGAGAUUAUAGUGCUCAAGAAGGACCUCGAUUCAACCAGUUCAGAGAAAGAGAAACUAGAAGCAUCAUUGCAUGUGACAUCUGAACUUUGUGAAAAUCUGAAGGCAGAGGUGAAUUUGUUUGCAACAAAGACCUCAGCCAUGGAAAAGGAAUUAUCUGAAUUGGAAGACUGUAAAAGAAGUAGAGCAACCCUAGAAGAAAGGCUUGUGCAGAUGGAGAGUGAUUUAAAGACGAAAGAAACAUUAUUUGGCCAGAUUACUGAGCAAAAGAACGAGCUCAAUCAAAUUAAAAGGAUAAACAGGCAGUAUCAACAAACCAUACAAGGACUUGAGCAGGAAAAGUCGAGUUUCAGACAAAAUCCCGAGCCUUUGAAGAAGAACUGAAACUGAUAAAGGAACAGAAGCGAAAUCAAACGCCCAAGAUGAAUAGGAAAGCUGUACCUGGUCCUGAAGAUCCGAAGAUUUUAAAAAAUCCAAUGGUGAAGAACUCAAGCCAGCAUCGCAGUAAUAGGAAAAAGCCCUUAUCUAAGAAUGACAGAGAAACUGUGAAAAAUCAACAGGACAUUUACAGUAGCAGGCAUCAGAGUGAGGUGGAAAUUGAUAAUGGACUUCAUGAUGAAAGUGUUCAUGUGGUCGAAGUAGAUCCAGAGUCAAGGAUUCAGUUGCUUGAGGCUGAACUA